UUGCUGAGAAGGAAGAAGAGUAUCAAAAAGAUGCCCUGAGGACAGCAAAAGAAGCAGCAAGUCUCCACUCUUUGCAGCCUCAAAACUGCAAAGAUGUUGCCUGCUGAGUUUGGUGACCUGUUGAUGGAAGAGUACAUGGGAGACAAUGAGGACCCCCAAGUCCUCCAACUCCAGUUCCAUGAGAUGAUGGCAGACUCUAUGUUCGUGAUUCCUGCACUCAAAGUAGCACAUUUUCAUUGUUCCCAUGGCACUGUCUACUUCUAUGAAUUCCAGCAUCUUCCCAACUUCCUCAAAAACAGCAGGCCACCCCAUGUGAAGGCUGACCAUGGUGAUCAUGUUUCCUUUGUCUUUGGAAACUUCCUAUGGGGCAAGAAAGCUCUCUUCACUGAGGAGGAGGAGCUACUAAAUAGGAGAAUCAUGAAGUAUUGGGCCAACUUUGCACGAAACGGGAACCCCAAUGGUGAGGGCCUGCCCCACUGGCCUGCCUUGGACAAUGAGGAGCUGUACCUGCAGCUGGACAUUGAGCCUACUGUGGGCCGUGCCCUGAAGGCCUCCAGGCUGAAGUUCUGGAUGGAGACCCUGCCCCGGAAGAUGAAGGAACUAAAGGGUGCUGAGGAGAAGCACACAGAGCUGUAGCUCCGUGUGUGUGGGAGGGAAGGGUGGGCGUGAUUGCACGUAGGGUCUGCCUUGAUGACACACACCCACACAUUCACACAGCCAUUCGUCCACUCUUCAUGCCUCCAUCUAGCCCUAGCUCAUGAAGAAUCUCCUGCAUAAUGUUCAUUGCCAAACCUGCUUUGUGUCUCCUCUUAUUAGGCACUCAUUGUAUUCCCCACUGCUGUUGCUUGUAUCUAGAUUUCUGUCAUGUGGACAUAGGUGUGGCUUUCCAGAGGUGCCUGGAUAUAGGGUGUGUGAUGCUGAGAUCAAGUAUGUGACGCUGGUAUUGAUUCAUGGUGCAAUGCUAGGAUUUCAGGUGCCUCACCCUGGGUGUGAGUGAUACCCACCUAUCAUUCUUUUAUUAAGCAA
Molecule: messenger RNA, 1026 nt
Organism: Chinchilla lanigera (long-tailed chinchilla)
Lineage: Eukaryota; Metazoa; Chordata; Mammalia; Rodentia; Chinchillidae
Product: cocaine esterase-like
Exons: 5
Coding region: 94-636 (180 amino acids)
Cellular component (GO): intracellular membrane-bounded organelle
Molecular function (GO): carboxylic ester hydrolase activity
Source: RefSeq, a predicted model, not a curated record